This is a messenger RNA of Gambusia affinis (western mosquitofish), 3436 nucleotides long. RefSeq names its product adhesion molecule with Ig-like domain 3 (gene amigo3). Gene Ontology annotation, molecular function: protein binding. The transcript has a single exon. Lineage: Eukaryota; Metazoa; Chordata; Actinopteri; Cyprinodontiformes; Poeciliidae. Bases 1306 to 2793 code for a protein of 495 amino acids. The record is from RefSeq and is a predicted model, not a curated record.
UGGAGUCACCAAUAGGGCCGAUGGGUCACCAAUAGGGCUGAUGGGUCACUAAUAGGGCCGUUGGGUCACCAAUAGGGCCGAUGGGUCACCAAUAGGGCCGUUGGGGUCAGUAAUUAGGCUGUUUGGGUCAUUGGGGCUGUUAAAGUCAUGGACCUGGAGCCGGUGGUUCUGGAGAUUAUGAGCUGGUUGUUCCAUCAAUUUGAGCAGCUGCUCUUUAGUUCCUCUCAUCAUUGCUCUCGGCGCUGAGCCUAGCGGUUUCUGUGGAACCCUGAGAUUCUCAGACCAACUAGAACUGGAAAACGAAUUCACCAACCAUUUUUAUCUGAACCGGUCCAACAUGUUCCAUUAAUCAAUCAAUGUAGUCAGACUAACUCUCCUCAUGCUAGCAUCUCUAUAUUUAAGCUAACAGCUGUUAGCUGCAUGCAUUUAAAUAGAUUUUAUUGUUGGUUGAAUUGUGGAAUGAUGGAGAUAAAUGAUUUUACAGGACGGAUGUUAAGCAGUGAUGAUGGGACCUUAACAAAUGGGAUGCAAACAUCGUCUCCCAAAUUUAUCCUCUGCUUCCCAAGCUGCAGCUCUCAUUUGCACAUCUCAGGAGCCAAUCAGAUUCGCCGUGAAAUGCGCCUCACACGGCUCCUUCUGUGGCAGCAUAAGCCAUCAGAGAGGGUGAAAACAAAGUGAGAGCAGGAGGCAAACAGACAGCGAGCAGAGCAGGGAACGCAGAGAGGCGGAGGGGGUCCGGAGGGCUGGAGCAGCGGAGGAGAGGAGGAGCUGGAAAAGCACCACAAGAGGCAGACAGCGCUCACAAAUGAGCAGCAAUCAGACGGAGGCAGCGACGGCAAACACACUGAGAUCCGGACCAGAACAGAACCGCUUCUGCAGGAACUUUAAGGUCUCUGAGCAUCAGCAGCACCGACACACAUUAAAUCAGCCGGGCGGACAGGAUGCUGCUGUAACUCAGAGCGGCGGCGCCGGCAGGACGGGACAGCAGAGCAUCGACUGGGAGCUUCCAAACUGGGAAACCAGUGGGUCAACUUCCUGGAUCCUAUCCGGUUUCCAGCUGAGCGAGUCCAGAACCAGAACCUCCCGAUUCUUCAGGCUGGACUGAGCUAAUGUUUGGGUUCUGAGCUCGACCAGAGAGAUUGGUGCACCUUCGUCAGGUCAAGAGUUUCCUGGUGAGAAUGAGAGACGGGAAACAGUCAGAGGUCUGAACGUCUCAGAACAUCGACUGGAGAUGAGAUGAAGCCCAGAGCGGGAGGAUGUGACCGGCUCUGACUCUGCUGUAAAGUUCAGUUUGCUGGAGGCAUCAUGCUAGCCGCCGUCCUGCAGGGGGCGCAGUGGCCAUUGGUGGUUCUGAUGGUGUGUGUGCGGCUGAGUGCGGUUCAGUGCGUCGCCUGCCCGCCCCGGUGCCUCUGCACGGCGGACAUCCUGAGCUGCCCGGCGCUGGACCUGGACCGGGUCCCCGCAGCGCUGCCGGCCUCCGCCGCCACCCUGGACUUGAGCCACAACCGGAUCCAGCAGCUGGAGCCCGGCGGCUUCCAGGGGCUGCUGCAGCUGGAGGUGCUACGGUUGGCCCACAACCAGCUGAGCGCCAUCCGGCCCGGCGCCUUCAGGAACUCCUCCGGACGCCUGAGACACCUGGACCUGUCGUCCAAUCAGCUGCUGGUCCUGAAGCAGAGCGACUUCCAGGAGCUGGCGGCGCUGGAGGAGCUGCUGCUGUUCAACAACAGGAUCAAGCAUGUGGAGAGCACUGCCCUGUCCGGACUGACCGGCCUCCGGAAGGCCUACCUCAGCCACAACCGCCUCACCGACUUCCCCUUCUUCAGCGUCCAGACAGGCGGCCUCCGGCAGCUGACCCUGCUGGACCUGUCCUCCAACCGGCUGCCCAAGCUGCCGCUGGCAGACAUCUCUGACCUGCCGCCGGCCCUGCAGGGGGGGCUCUAUCUGCACAACAACUCACUGGUGUGCGACUGCGCCAUGUUCGCCCUGUUCCGGCUGUGGGAGCAGAAAGGCUUCCCGUCCGUCCGGUUCUUCCGGCAGGAGCACGUCUGCCUGGUCGCUGGAGUCCAGCGAAGCGGCAUCCGCUUUUUCCUGCACCGGCGCUACUUCGAGCGCUGCAACGUGACGGCGGCGCCGCAGCAAGAGGCCAGUGUGUCAGUGAGGGCCGGGGUGCCGCUGCUGCUGCACUGCGUCACGUCAUUGACCGGCCACGGCGCCACCUUCUUCUGGCUCACGCCGCAGCUGGAGUAUCUGGCUCCGCCCGGGAACAACGGCUCCAUCAGGAUGUUCGCUAACGGCAGCCUGGUGAUGGUGGCGCCCCAAGAGCAGGACUCUGGGAUCUACGUGUGCGUGGCGCAGGGGAAGCGGCUGAACGACUCCCGGGAGGUCAACGUGACGGUGCUGCCGCGGCCGGCCACUGAUGCCGCAGAGCCCUUCAACACAGGCUUCACCACCCUGCUGGGCUGCGUGGUCAGCCUGCUGCUGGUCCUGGUCUACCUGUACCUGACGCCCUGCCGCUGCCCCCCCUGGCACAGGCCCCGCCCCCUGGCAGCCUCCGCCCAGAGCCACGGCAAGGAGGGCGGGGCGGGCAGCGCCCAGUCCUCCAUCCUCACGCCGACGCCGCCGGCGUCCACCGAGGGCCCCGGCCGCAAGGUCAGUAGCAACAAGCAUGUGGUGUUUCUGGAGCCAAUCAGAGAGCAGCAGAACGGCCGGCUGAGGGCGGAGCCUCAGCAGCGCGCAGGGGAGACGGACUCUUACAUGUCCGUCUUCUCCGACACGCCCAUCAUGUUGCCAUAGCGACAGGACUCAGAGAGAUGGCACAGCCCCUCACCACUUCCUCCCCAACACGCCCUCCCCUCACCAACAACAAGUGCAAUUCUGACCCUGAAUCCUGUUAGCUCAGGUCCGACCACUGAGCCCAGAACCGGCGCACUGUGACGGGUCAGAACCGGCCGAGUCCAGACCAAAGACAGAGCAUGAAACGCUGCGUCCCUUUAAGCACGGCCCGUCCCUUUAACUGCAGCAACGCCUUCCAGUACCAACCUGUUUUCUAGAGUUCUGUAGCUUCCUGGUUCUGUUCACCAAACCGACAUGUAGGGUCCGAUUAACCAGAACCAUCCAGAGGUUCUGAUUCCCUCCUCCACUCUGCCUGGUUUCUGUUUCUAUCUUCUCACUGCAUCCUCUGCACCUCGUCUGUAUCGCCUAAUAAACCUCCAAACCCAACCUGCCUGGUUUCUGUGUGUGUGUGUGUGUGUGUGUGUGUGUGUGCGUGCGUGUGUGUGUGUGUGUGUGUGUGUGUGUGUGUGUGUGUGCAUGCAGCCACAUUCUGCAUGUUCUGCCAGCAGCAGGUCUCUUCUUUCUCCCACACAAUUCACAGGUUUCCUCUGCUGCUGGUUCUGCAGCUUUAAAUCCUCAGUAACUCAGAGUCCCUUUAGAUGGU